Messenger RNA from Fibroporia radiculosa, 1416 nucleotides. RefSeq lists its product as uncharacterized. The record is from RefSeq and is a predicted model, not a curated record. The transcript is spliced from 7 exons. Bases 1 to 1416 code for a protein of 471 amino acids. Lineage: Eukaryota; Fungi; Basidiomycota; Agaricomycetes; Polyporales; Fibroporiaceae.
AUGGCGUAUGCGCACUAUCAGUCCAAUGGGGACAACUGGGGCACUUCACAGUUCAAGUUCGGGGCACCACCCCCGCCGGCGUUCGAGCCCGAAGCAUCAUGGGACGGCACGAGGUACUUUCAAGCCCACUCAUUCUACAGCGAUCCCAAUUUCUACAACUCCGUCGUCGGGCGUAUGUCGAUGGCCGCUGGCAUUGGCUUCAACGAGGCGCGCCAUUGGCAUCGUCGUAUCUAUGGUGGACUGGUAAACCUUGCGCAGGUCCUCCCUGCCGAUAUCGGUGCUGCCGCCGCAUAUGAGGCAUACCGCAUCUGGAAAUAUCACCAGAAUAUAGUGUAUCAGCCGCUGAACAAUGACCCGGAGAGACAACGCGAAGCCCUAGUUGCUAUGGCCAUAGCAGAAUCGACACAGCUCUGGCAAUAUACUGGCCGUGCGCUGGACGCGUAUGGAAGACAAGAUGCCGCCGAGGCCGCUGCGGGGACCGCGCAGAGAAUUGCGCGUAGAGUCUUGUUUAUGGAGACUGCAGGGGCCGGAGCAGGUGGUAUGGGGAUGGGGGCCGGGAUGGGUGCAGGUGAUAUGGGAAUGGGCGCUGGGAUGGGCGCAGGUGGUAUGGGAAUGGGUGCAGGCGGCAUGGGAAUGGGCGCUGGGAUGGGUGCAGGUGUUGGCGCAGGCGGAAUGAGCCCUGGGAUGGGAACAGGCAUCGGAGGCGGUGGGAUGGGCGGCGGCCUCGGUGGGGGCAGUAUCAACCCAAUCGACUAUGCCAAUGGUGGCAUAAAUACCCUCAAUUAUGCUGGCAGAGCAGGCACUGGCGUCAUUGCACGCGACUAUGCGCGUCCCAGGGGGAUACGGCGCGUGUCAUCCGCAUCAUCAACUCUGUCUGGGCUUGCGGCAGGUGGAGGAGGGAUAUCCCCCAUGUCGGCAGCUGGCACGCCAAUCCCCAGCCCACGCUUAGGAAUGGGAACAGGUAUUGGAAGUGGCGGAAUCGGCGCAGCACCCGGGAUGAAUGCAGGUAUGGGUAUGGGUGCCGCUGGAUAUCCUGCUGCUGGUACUGGCGCAUUGGGCGGGGUCGGCGGAGCUGGUACCAUCCCGCUCAACGCUAGCGUAUAUGGUGCGGGUGGCCUCGGUGGUGGAGUGGGCACUAGCGGUGUCAUGUCAGGUGGGACCGCGGGUACCAUGUAUGGCGGUAUACCGGGGACUACAGGAGGAGCAGUUGGUGCGCCUAUGGCUGGAUACGGAACACAGAUGGGAACAACAGGUAUGGGGGGAUACCCAGGAUAUAUGGGAUAUCAAGGAUACUCAGGAUAUACGGGCGGGUACCCCGGACAAGCCCAGGUCAUACCCCCUGGAUCGACGGUGCUCGUGCGCGAAAGACCCAGGCGGCGACAUCGCCACAGGGCCCACAGUGUGGACAGAUAUUAA